Molecule: messenger RNA, 2763 nt
Organism: Heterocephalus glaber (naked mole-rat)
Lineage: Eukaryota; Metazoa; Chordata; Mammalia; Rodentia; Bathyergidae
Source: RefSeq, a predicted model, not a curated record
ACCCGCUUUCUCCGAGGGAGCGCCCAAGCAGCCAGCGCUCACGGAGCCACGGACUCGGCACUGCGCUGCGCUCCCAGAGGCGCCGCGUGCCGUCGGGUCGCACAGCCUCGGCGGGACUGGACCCGAGGCGGCGGGUGCGCCCACCGACCGCGCGCCCUUAUGUUCCCCGCGCAGGACACUCUGCCCCGCGGGGGGCUGAACCUCAAGGAGGAGCCGCUGUUGCCCGCCGGCCUGGGCUCUGUGCGCUCCUGGAUGCAGGGCGCGGGCAUCCUAGACUCCAACACCGCAGCGCAGAGUGGUGUGGGCCUGGCACGAGCACAUUUUGAGAAGCAGCCCCCCUCCAACCUCAGGAAAUCCAACUUCUUCCAUUUUGUGCUGGCCAUGUACGACCGGCAGGGGCAGCCCGUGGAGGUGGAGCGCACAGCAUUCAUCGACUUCGUGGAAAAGGACCGAGAACCUGGAGCAGAAAAGACAAACAAUGGAAUCCAUUAUCGCCUCCGGCUGGUAUAUAACAAUGGGCUUCGGACAGAGCAAGACCUCUAUGUGCGUCUCAUCGACUCCAUGUCCAAGCAGGCUAUCAUCUAUGAAGGUCAGGACAAGAACCCCGAAAUGUGCCGAGUACUGCUUACCCACGAGAUUAUGUGCAGCCGGUGCUGUGACCGGAAGAGCUGUGGCAACCGGAAUGAGACACCCUCAGAUCCGGUCAUUAUUGACAGGUUCUUCCUCAAAUUCUUCCUCAAAUGCAACCAGAACUGCCUAAAGAAUGCAGGGAAUCCCCGAGAUAUGCGCCGCUUCCAGGUGGUAGUAUCCACGACGGUGAGCGUGGAUGGACACGUGCUGGCUGUGUCCGACAACAUGUUCGUGCACAACAAUUCCAAGCAUGGCCGCAGGGCCCGCCGCCUGGACCCUUCCGAAGCUGCCACCCCCUGCAUCAAGGCCAUCAGCCCGGGGGAAGGCUGGACCACGGGAGGCGCCACCGUCAUUGUCAUCGGCGAGAACUUCUUCGACGGGUUGCAGGUCGUGUUUGGAAACAUGCUCGUGUGGAGCGAGCUCAUCACGCCCCACGCCAUCCGGGUGCAGACACCCCCCCGACACAUCCCCGGGGUGGUGGAGGUGACUCUCUCCUACAAGUCCAAGCAGUUUUGCAAGGGAGCCCCCGGCCGCUUUGUCUACACAGCUCUGAAUGAGCCCACCAUUGACUAUGGCUUCCAGAGGCUACAGAAGGUCAUUCCCAGGCACCCUGGGGACCCUGAGAGGCUUCCCAAGGAAGUGCUGCUGAAGCGGGCGGCCGACUUGGCGGAGGCCCUGUACGGAAUGCCUAGCAGUAACCAGGAGCUCCUCCUGAAGCGCGCGGCGGAUGUGGCCGAGGCUCUGUACAGCGCCCCCCGAGCACCCGCACCGCUCGGACCCCUGGCCCCCAGCCACGCGCAUCCUGCAGUGGUGGGCAUUAACGCCUUCAGCAGCCCGCUCGCCAUCGCCGUCGGGGACGCCACACAGGGGCCUGAGCCGGGCUACGCGCGCAGCUGCAGCAGCGCGUCCCCACGCGGAUUCGCACCCAGCCCCGGCUCGCAGCAGAGCAGCUAUGGCAGCGGCCUGGGAAGCGGCCUUGGCAGCUACGCGCCUGGGGUGGCCGGGCUUGGGGUGCCCGGGUCCCCUAGCUUCCUCAACGGCUCUACGGCCACCUCACCUUUCGCCAUCAUGCCCUCUAGCCCCCCACUGGCGGCUGCCUCCUCCAUGUCCCUCCCGGCUGCUGCCCCCACCACUAGCGUCUUCUCCUUCUCGCCUGUCAACAUGAUCUCUGCUGUGAAACAGAGGAGCGCCUUUGCCCCUGUGCUACGUCCACCAAGCUCCCCACCCUCGGCCUGCCCCAGAGCCCAUGGAGAGGGGCUUCCAGAUCAGCCUUUUGAGGAUUCUGACAAGUUCCAUUCUCCAGCCCGGGGGCUUCAAGGCCUGGCAUACUCCUAAUUACGGUCUGCAAGUGUUGCCCCCACUGAGCUCAGACUGGAAGAUCCUCCAGGAUUCACACCCAUUCCCUGGAUGAUGGCACAAAGAGGGCCAGUGCUGUGGGCAGACUUCAACCCCUGGACCAAAUGGGAGAGGAGUACCCCUGUGCUCAAGGUCCCCUCUGUCUCACAGGCUUCUCUCACCUCUCUCUCGGGGCUGGCCAGAAGCCCCACCACUGUACUGAUGCUCUUGUCAGAAGAGCGUCCCAGGGAGGUACUGGGAGGUCAGGCCUCCCUCACUGGGCUGGUUCCUCUGGAAGAGAUAGAUUUUGUGCAGACCAGGAAUGGGAUGUGAGGGGAGCAUGGGAUAGGGACCAUGGGAAAGAGGACAGCUCAGGGAGAGGUGACCUGGAAAGGUCCUGUUUGCACCCAACCCAUCUCAACUGGCCCAGAUCCCAACUUCUCUCCAGUGAAAAGGGUGGUGCCCAGCAGCCUCAGGAGGCCACCCAGGCUCCCAUGGAGCUUCCGGUAGUCACUGGACCACAUGGCUGCCCCCAUUCCUUCAGGUCCUGCACACUCAUGCUUGCCACAUCAUGCCUUCUUGGAGGGGCUUUGGCAUGAAGGAUGCAGAAGAAGGGGACCAGGACUCCUCGUUUUGGGGACUUCCUCCCAAUGGAUGUCUCAUGAACUCUGGAUCCCCACACACACUGACUCUGGUUGGCCCCAUGAAAUUGUGGCCUCACAUUCUGCUCUGCUAAGUUUGGAGAAAACAGAACAAUAAACCAGAUGCAAGUGGCCACCUGGCCUCUCUUGCCUGCUC